Lolium rigidum is the source of this 1284-nucleotide messenger RNA. Its product is annotated as SUPPRESSOR OF GAMMA RESPONSE 1-like. The record is from RefSeq and is a predicted model, not a curated record. The coding region runs from base 1 to 1284 and encodes 427 amino acids. Lineage: Eukaryota; Viridiplantae; Streptophyta; Magnoliopsida; Poales; Poaceae. Gene Ontology annotation, biological process: regulation of DNA-templated transcription. Gene Ontology annotation, cellular component: nucleus. Gene Ontology annotation, molecular function: DNA-binding transcription factor activity; transcription cis-regulatory region binding. The transcript is spliced from 6 exons.
AUGGCAGAGGGGAGUUCACUGUUCACUGAGCCCAGCAGGAGAGGGGAGGGUUGCUUGUUACCGUGGGCAUUUGGAGAGAGGCACGGUGAUCACGUUGCGGUCUUCUCGGCCCGCGCCUAUUUGAGGGCACGCUCCGGCCACCCGGACUACCACCUCACUUGCUCAAAAGUUCCCUUCCCACCGGAUUCUCUACCGCUCCCUCUCUCCCCACUCCGCUCUCAGGCUCCCCAGCCCAGUCCCCGACCGCCCCCGAGCAGCCUCCCGUCGCAGCGCAGCCGGACGUCCAUGGCAGGGUCAUUGAUUAUUAAUGGCAAGAUAAUUUCUGCAAUGAUUAGAAACUCAACUAGAGAAAUCAAGGAAUUGAUCGCAGCAACAUGGAAGGAGUGCCAAAAUUGCCAAUAUCACAUUUAUAAUGGAGAUGUUUCAUCUCAGUGGUCAGGACUCCCUGUUGGUGUUAAGUUUGAUCCAACUGAUAUGGAACUGCUUGGACACUUGGAAGGAAAGGUUGGGAGGGUAGCAUCCCAUGUACUAAUAGAUAACUUUAUUCCAACGAUAAAGGAGGAGGAAGGAAUCUGCUAUACACAUCCCGAAAAUCUCCCAGGUAUCAAGAUGGAUGGAAGCAGCAGCCAUUUCUUCCACAAAAUAUCAAAUGCUUAUGAAGUUGGCAAGCGCAAGCGUCGCAAGAUCAGGAAUAGUAAUGCCAUUGAUUGCGAUGAGAAGUUCACAUGGAAAAAGACUGGAAAAUCUUCACGCAUCUUGGAUAAUGGCGUCAUAAAAGGCUGGAAGAAAAUACUGGUUCUUCACAAACACUACAAUGGAAAGAAAGUUAAAACUAACUGGACGAUGCAUCAGUGUCACCUUGGGGUAGAGGUAGGUGAAAAGCAGGGGGAGCUUGGUGUGUCGAGAGUCUUUUGGAAGGUUAAAAACAACAAUGGGAAGUCGCAGAUGCAUGUUGCGGAUGCCGAAUCCGGUUCAUCUGCUGUGGAAAUCAAUCCUACAACCUCAAAUAUGUACCCUCCACAGCCUCACCACCUAAGCGGUAGUCCAUUGGAAAUGGAGCAGAAUCAGGAUGAGGAAGAGCCCCGAUCAUCUGCUGUUCAGGGCUAUGCGGCAAUGCCUCCGCUGUGCAACGCUGACAUCCAUGAGAAUCCGACGCCUCUCGACUUCCCCGGUAUAGAAAUGCUCGGCGAAUUACCUGACUUGGAUCCAACGUUCUUGGCAACGCUUCCUGAGUUGUUCGAUCUCAUUGAUAGCCCCGACUGGCCGUGCGGAAAUGAGGCAUAG